UUUUCAUUCUCUCAAAACUGUCCUCUCUUGUUCCAUGCACUUUCUCUGGAAUUUCUCCUCCAUUCUCUUCAUACAUAAAUAGUGAAAUGAUUAAUAUGUUCACUUCUCAUACUUACGUAAAAGAAUAAUAUACUUUUUCAAAUAAAAAAAACGUGUCCCACUCAUUGUUUUAAAGUGCGAUCAAAUUCUCUUUCGAAGAACAUCAUGCAAAACAUAAAUAAUUUUCGCAAUAUCUCAUAACGUUUGUCUCUGAGAAUUAGAGAGAUAGAGAGCGAAUUUGUGUGUGUGUAUGUAUAGAUGCAACCAACACAGCUAACCGUUAUGAGGACGGCCGUUGACGACCAGUAAAGUGCGGCCGCUGAGCAACAUGCGAAGAUGGUCAACAAUCAUGCAGACAACCAUUUGCCAUCGUGUAGCAGCCAGAUAAAUUUGCAUCCUCGUGCGACACACGUUCCGGAGAGAAUGCUGAGAGUGAGCGAGCAUUGACGUACGCUCCAGUGUCCGGGAUGUGGAUUUUGACAGUUGACAGUUUGAUAUUUCGCGCAGACCCGUAGACAAACGGAGGGACAACGAGCCUGCCAUAAGGCAACCGGUGACAGCAAGCGCUUUGGCAGUCACGAAAGCUUGCCAUGGUGCCGUGAAAACUCCGUCCCGUCGGAAAACUGUCAAUGUCGCAUUGCGGAUGAGCGUCGCGCUGCUGCGAGACCAUAUCACGAGUCCCGGUUCACUUUUACACCGUAAAAGUUGUGCUAUUUAAGUUGUGUUCUAGUGUGAAACCUUAUUAUACAGGCCAAAAAAUGAAACAAGUGAAAUCUGCAUUAGCAUAAAGUGUUCCAAAUGUGUAUGUGUAUGUGUAUAAGGUUUUGUGCCCAAAAAUCUAGCAGCCCAUAGAAAAUCGUGCAAAAGUAUAGUGUGAAUAGCAAAAGGGAAGAAACAAAAAAUCAAUUAUCUGCAGCAUAAAGAAGUCGGCAAUUCGGGUAGCAGCUGGGCAGGGGAGAGAAAAAAAACAAAACUUGGCACCAGCUGCACCGAACCCAGCAGUGUGAACCGCCUGAAAUCAAUAUCUGGUCCACACCAGUGGACCACCAGUGACCCAUCGGCAUUAUAUUCGGUGGUUCGGUUUAAGGGUUUGUCGGUGUGCAAUACAAUGGUACGACUAAGUUAGGGUUGCUGUCGACCUAGCCCGGAACUCAAUGUCGCCAUCAGUAGUAGCAAAAGAAGCAGCAGCAGCAGCAGCAGCACUAGCAGCAGCAGCAGCAGAAGUAGUAGUACCAGCGUCAACAGUAUCGUGUCCUCGACGCCACCAACGAAACAACGGAAAAACGGAAUCUUCGUAACCUUUUCUUGUGCGCUUCCUACAUUUCUAGCGCACUUCCCCUAUUUGCUCUCCUGUUUUUUUUGUCUUCUCUUAACACUCAAAGUAUAAACGCACACUCGCGUACAAAAAGGCGCAUGAGAAAUAUAUCUAAACACACACACACAUAGCGCCCACAUAUUAUCCUUCUCUCGCUCCGGAGUGUGCUCUCUGCGGUUGCCGCACACUGUUGCAUUUCAACCGCGCCAACACUACACCCGCUAACGUCACCCGCUAAGUAACCCAUCAUAUGGUACGAGCUUCUGCUCCAGGAACCGGCACAAAGGGUUCCGUUUCGUCUGCACUACGAAAGGAUUAAUCAGCUACGAACGCAAAACGUUGUUAUUAGGAUAGGCGAAUUUUGUAAUUCAAACCAACGCAUAGAACAUGGAUCGAAAGCAGUGGGUUAUAAUUCCUUUAGCAUUGGUAGGAGUAUUUUGGUUUUGGAUUCCACAGGUUUCCGCAGAGUGUCAAACACGUUCCAUCUACUGCUACGAGUGUGACAGCUGGACGGAUGCACGAUGCAAGGAUCCCUUCAACUAUACCGCCCUACCACGGGAUCAGCCACCGCUGAUGACCUGUAACGGAUGCUGCGUCAAAAUGGUGCGCCAUUCGAGAACACCGUACGAAGUCGUGAGGCGGAUGUGUACGUCACAGUUGCAGAUCAAUCUGUUCAUGGUAGAUCAUGUGUGUAUGAUGGAAAGUUCUGGCAAUGGCCAUAUGUGUUUCUGUGAGGAAGAUAUGUGUAACUCCAGUCCCUCCAGCUUGCUCACCGCAAACGAUCACCGGCACACCGUGCACACGUGCAUCGGUAGCGUGCUAGCCGUGUACUUGCUACAGCUCCUCCAGCGGGUCUUUCGGUAAAGCGUGUUUUGGGUCGGUGCAGGUUAACAGCCAGCUUCUGUCACUUGUCCCAUUUUCCGUGUCCCAGCUCCCGGCUCAUCUUUCCCAUCUACCAAUCAAUCUUCCAAAACAUGGACCCAACUUGGUUUUCCUCGCCCAAAAGAGUGUGCAGAAUGCUGUUACCCGUGCGCAGACAAUGAAAGACUCGCGUACUCGUUCGUAUUACUA
Anopheles funestus (African malaria mosquito) is the source of this 2425-nucleotide messenger RNA. It is a transcript of the gene qvr, whose product is annotated as protein quiver. The coding region runs from base 1742 to 2218 and encodes 158 amino acids. The transcript has 6 exons. Lineage: Eukaryota; Metazoa; Arthropoda; Insecta; Diptera; Culicidae. Gene Ontology annotation, biological process: regulation of synaptic transmission, cholinergic; sleep; positive regulation of voltage-gated potassium channel activity. The record is from RefSeq and is a predicted model, not a curated record.